This is a messenger RNA of Strongylus vulgaris, 480 nucleotides long. NCBI's taxonomy places the organism in Eukaryota, Metazoa, Nematoda, Chromadorea, Rhabditida, Strongylidae. The record is from the annotation of a GenBank genome assembly.
AUGUGUGGUUGUGCCGUGUUUUCAGACGUUAUUACCCAUCGAAAACAACUAGAUGAUACAAUCGAUAUCGACGGCACCUCUCUGGAUCGACUAAUCGAUACCAUAGAAAAUUAUCCUGGAGAUGGGGUGAUGCGUACCGCUUCUCCCUAUAGUUUCUCCUUCAGUCGAUUGCGUAAAGGCUGUGCACCAGGAGAAUUCGGCUCACAUUGUCAGUAUACAUGCAAUGACUGCAAGAAUGGGGGUUCCUGCUCUCAUGACAAUUCUACAUGCGAAUGCUUGCCAGGAUUCACUGGUGAAAUCUGUGAUGAUAUGUGUCCUGAUGGUAGAUGGGGAGAAGGAUGUAAUCAGAUUUGUGGAUGUGAUGGGAAAACUUGUGAUCCGGUGACUGGAAGCUGUCGUUGUACUUCUGCGGAAGAAUGUCCUGAAGGACCAUGUCCUCCUGGUAAAUCUACUGCUUUUAUAAAAAAUCUUAAGCACUAA